GAGAGAAACUGCACUGAUGAUCGACGCCAGCCUGCCACCACUCUGUAGCAGUGAGUGGCUGCAACAAAAGCACAGAAUAACAUCUCAGCUCCUCUCCUCUGCUUUUCCCCUCACUGCAUCUCCCCUUCCUCGGUGCCGAGACUCCACAACACACAGCAGAGCCCCACGGAACUGGCGUCGCAAGUGCAGCCUCUGCCAUCAACAAGUUAGGGAUGAAGGACCUCGAGCCGUGAAAGAGGAAUGCGUGAUCUUCAAUUAACCAAUUGAGCUGACAUCAUUGCGGUGGAAAAGGAAAGAGGCAGCUAAGGGACGGAGGGGAUCUGCUCAGCGGUGCUGCUUUGGAUGCAAAUCAUCAACUUCAAAUUUAAGGAUUCUUGGAAGGCAAAUAAUGCUGGUCUUUUCUUAAUCUGGGAUUUGAAUAGCAGGACUGAAAAAAAGGACAGACCGGAAAAAGAGAGAAAAAACUGCAUCCCAGGACAUGGAAUUCCUGAAUUCGGUUCAACUGGGGGGGCUCAGCACUUCUUUAUUUCUGAAGAGCUUGAUUCCUUUUGUAUUUACCCAAAAGGCUUUUUUCCCUUUGGAUUUCUCUUCCAUCUGGCUGCUCCAAAAGUCUGCGGAAAAAGACAGUUGAAUGCAGCCUCCGAUGUACACAAAAGAAUGGGUUUCCAUUCAAGGUGGCCAUUGGUGGGACAAGCACCAGCGGCACUUUGUGUGAUCAGCAUGCUACUGUGCCUCCCUCCUGUGUCAUGCACAACCUGCCCCCAGAAAUGCCGAUGUGAAGACCUGCAGUUUUACUGCGACACGCAGGGGCUCCUGGCGCCCCCAGACGGUGUGGAUAAAGGGGCCCUUGGACUUUCGCUCAGACACAACAGCAUCAGCGAGCUCAGCUCAGACCAGUUCUUUGGCUUCACCCAGCUCACUUGGCUCCACCUCGACCACAACCAAAUAACCACCGUGCAUGAGGAUGCCUUCCAGGGGCUGUACAAGCUCAAGGACCUUAACCUGAGCUCAAACCGCAUCACCAAGCUGCCAAACACAACCUUCAUCCACCUCAUCAACCUGCAGAUCUUGGAUCUCUCCUUCAACCAGAUGACAGCUCUGGAGCCCGAGCUCUUUCACGGGCUCCGGAAACUCCAGAUCCUGCACCUGCGGUCAAACUCGCUGCGCACGACGCCCGUGCGGGCCUUCUGGGACUGCCGGAGCCUGGAAUACCUUGGCCUGAGCAACAACCGGCUCCGGAGCCUGGCCCGGAACGGCUUCGCCGGGUUAAUUAAGCUGCGGGAGCUCCAUUUGGAACACAAUCACUUGACCAAGAUUAACUUGGCGCACUUCCCUCGUCUGGUCGCCCUCCAGUUCCUUUAUCUCCAGUGGAACAAGAUCAACAAUUUAACAUGCACCAUGGAAUGGAAAUGGACAACUCUGGAGAAACUGGAUCUCACCGGAAACGAGAUACGCGUACUCACCCCCGACGUGUUCGAGACUUUGCCCAACCUCAAGAUCCUGCUGCUGGAUAACAACAAACUGACCAGCCUCGACACCCAAACUAUGGAUAUGUGGAAGUCCCUAAACGCGAUCGGGCUGUCGAGCAACCUGUGGGAAUGUACCAAACGGAUCUGCAAUUUGGCCACUUGGCUGAGCACCUUUAAGGGUCGAUGGGAGCACUCGAUCCUCUGCUACAGUCCUGAGUACGCGCAGGGCGAGGAAAUACUGGACGCCGUUUACGGAUUCCAACUUUGCCAAAAUUUCUCGGCCCCCGUCGUGCUAACCAGUACCAGCACAGAGGCCAUGCUCCCUGAGAUCACAAGCUCCCUGUUUGGAAAUAUGCAGACCCCUACGCAGGACUUCUAUGCAGAGGAUUUUGGGAGCUUUACGAUUGUCACUACCACCACCACCACCACCCCCCAACCCCCACGCACUGCCCUCGCUACUACCAUGACGGUGGAGGGGGCAGACAUUACGGAGGACUACUCGGCGAUGGACAACACAGUGCUGACCCAGAGGGUCAUCAUUGGCACCAUGGCUCUGUUGUUUUCCUUCUUUCUCAUCAUUUUUGUAGUGUACAUAUCGCGAAAGUGCUGCCCUCCCACUCUGAGGCGGAUCCGCCAUUGCUCGGCCAUUCAGAACCGGCGACAGAUGAGGACCCAGCAGAGGCAGCCAAUGGCGGACCUGGCCACACAGGUGCCCUAUAACGAGUACGAUCCCAGUCACGAGGAGGGCGCACUUGUGAUCAUCAAUGGCUACGGGCAGUGCAAAUGUCAGCAACUGCCUUACAAAGAGUGUGAAGUAUAAACUCUAUUUAUUCCUGCAGUUUCUGGGUUUAACCAUUUGUCCAUUUCAAAAGAUACAGGGUUUGCUUUUGGACUUUUUUUCCCCUUUUCAGUUUGUACGAAGAAGAAUAUUUCUUUGAAAUUGUUAGCUUUGGAAAUCUACGAAAGCUUGAGAUGACUGGGAUGAAUUUAAAAAGAGGAAAUAUAGAGAAAUCCACAAGUUUAUUUUUGUAAUACAAAUGCAAAGGUUCAUAUCUAGCUGGGGCAAUCAAUCUCAGCAGAGGAAGGUUGGAUGUGUCACUGCAUCACCAGUUUGUGUACUAUGUAUUCUGCAGCACAGAGGAGAUGAGAAAUCUAUAGCCAAACAGCCUGGAACCCUGUGCUCCAGAAAAUCGUUUAUAAAAAUGACAUAUCUUCUGAUAAAUGGUGAAAUUUUAUUUCAUGGAAAAAUAGUGUUACAUAUGCUGAGCAGUGCAAAUUUAAAAAGGAUUAAAAAAAAUAUUUAAAAAAAAAAUAAACUUUUGGUGCACGUUAGCAACACUAUAGAUCUCACUCACAUAUUCACUUUUGGGGAGAGGAAACAAAAACAAAAAAACAAAAAAACAAAAAACAAAUAUCAGAUGGACACAAAGCAUAUUUUUUAAACUCACAUUUUCUAAAUUCAAACUGUUACUGUUACAAAUUGAGCCACAUAAUGAAAUUUAGAUUCGAGAGCAGGGAAUUCAACCCACUCGCAUUGUGGCAGAAAUGAUCGUUUCACUUUGAUCGAGUCUUAAAUUUGAACUAAUGAGAACACUUAACCGCCUUCCCGUUUCUGCAUUUAGUUAAAUUCAAUAAACUCUGUCCGCUUCCUUGAAAUCCUAAAGCCUAGCACUUUGUGUGAAAAGGUUAAUGUCCAAUAACAAAAUGUCCGAACAACCUCCCUCUUUUACGACUUCAGCAGGGAUUUACUAAAUGUUAAACAGAGGCAAUUGCUCAAUUACCAUUGUGCAUAUAUUCUUACAUAAGAUGGCUCCAAACACUGACAUCCUCACUGUGAAAGAACAAUGCUGCUUAGAUCACUGCAUCAUUAAUUAAUGGUAGAGACCAUCAAAGGACGCUAGACGAUGAAGCAAACACCAGCGAGAACUACUUCCUAGGGAGAGGGGAAGAGCUACAAAAAGAAGGCAUGCAGAGGACACUGACAAUUGGCUCCUAAAAAUACAUGCGUACGCUUGCCGUCGCACUGUUCAAAUGCAGCAAAGAGCGUAAUCACACCUGACAGCUUCAACAUUGAGUCAAUUAAGCCCAGGGAAAAUGAAUCUAAUAUUCUGUCACCCAAAACCUCUGCCCUGCAAGUUUCAGCGUCUUCAGCCAGUACAAAGCAGAACUUAAAGAAAAAAAAAAAAAAGAGGAGAAUUAUUACUUCAUAACCUUGCUCUAUCCAGCUCAUAAAGACAAAAAAAGGCCAUUUUUCGUUCAUACCAAGGAUGCUAAAGAAACAGAGAGAAGAGCUGAAGUAAAGCGCAGCGCGGCUCUCGGGAGAGCAUGCAGAAGACGGCAGGAGGCUGGGUCAGGAGACAUUUGUAUGCAGCACUGAGAGGACAGACAUUAGCAUCAAACUAAAGAAGCCGCUGCUGCAGUAGCUCUUUGUGUUGCAAUCAGGAGUUGGGGGCUGGGAUGCACAAGGGGGUAUAGGGAACACAAACACUGGUUAGCAUCUAAUUGAAGUCAAUGAGCAUCUUAGGAGUCACAGAGUGAGGCUAAAUCAGGGUACAGGAACCAUUAGAGGAAAAAAAAGAAUUGCAUGACAAAACGGCAACUGACAACACCCUGGGCAAGAGCUAGAAAGCUCUGAACGCCACCCUAGUUGUGCAGCAAUAAAGCUUAUUGCCUCAUUGCUGAAAAAAAUUAGUCAUCAGCUACACAGCUUACGAAAAAACAACUAAAAAUAACAGAAACAUCACAUCCAGGCAGAGGUUUUUGGCGAAGAGCUAAAAAUGAGAAACUGGCAUCUAUAUAAAAGCCCAUCGGUAGUAGGAAAAAAAAGAAACUUGAGUAAUUAUCCAACACUGAAAUUAAGCAUGCCUGAAGUGACUGAUUAGAGUUGUCCUCUAGAGGGUGCUGUAAAAUACCAUGAGUGAGGAACGGCUGCUUAUAUUUUUUCUCCAACCCUGCAAAACAUAAUUUUAUGUUGGUAAGACAAACAGAAAGGGAAUGGAGGUCUGUGUAGCUGAUAUUUUCUGUGCAGCCAGAGGUGCACCGGAAAAUAGCAUUCCGUAAUGCAUUUUACAAAUGCUGUUGGACUGAACGAGGAAAUCUACAGCUAACAUUUACUGAGCCAACAACCUCCAAUGGUGUUGCUUUUUGGAUUUAGUGAAGCUGACCAUUGCUUUUUCUGCAUUCCUCAAAAACACCUUGCAUGUUUAAAGAAAACAUGAACAUCAGCACCAUCCCAAAAAAAAAAAAAAAAAAAAAAAAAAAGAAAAAAAGAAAAAAGGAGACAAGCUUCACAUCCUGGACUGAUAGUUUAGGCAUAUAUAGUGGAGGGGAAAAAAAAAAAAUAAAAAAAAAACAACACACUUUCUAACAACAAGCACUGUAAUCUGUUUAAACUAUCAGCUUAUAAGCAAUCACAAAAACCACUGAACAUGAAUCCAUUUGCACUCCUGUAAACUGUUUUUUGGGGGGAGGGUUAUCUUGCCAUAAGCUGAAGUCCUGCUGCUCACUCUGGCCAAAAAGCCCCUUUCAAAUCACAACCCAAAAACUUCUUUGUGCAAAAAUGAAUGCUUCUCACCCUCCUCUCCCCAAAACCCCGCUUUUUCCUUUUGUAUUGUAAUAUGUACUAUUUCAUAUCUGUAUAGUGGGUAAAGAUGUGGCCAACUGAAAAGAUCUUUUUUUUUUCCUUAAGACGUAUAUUUUUAAAUAAAAAUGUUACAAUUUAUAAACGUUUUGGUCUAAUAUGCUCUUUAGGUACCCAAGGUCUUGCCUGCCUGUAUGCUUGCACUUUUUGCAAAUAUCUUCUAUAACAAAGGACUGUAGAAACUCUACCUUGUAUCAAACGUGCUGAAUACAGAGAUGGCUGAAAGGCUUUUAAGCAUGGUGCACUCAGGGUAUUUGGUCUGG
Labeo rohita (rohu) is the source of this 5372-nucleotide messenger RNA. It is a transcript of the gene lrrtm2, whose product is annotated as leucine rich repeat transmembrane neuronal 2. Gene Ontology annotation, molecular function: protein binding. Gene Ontology annotation, cellular component: extracellular matrix. The coding region runs from base 343 to 2289 and encodes 648 amino acids. The transcript has 2 exons. The record is from RefSeq and is a predicted model, not a curated record. NCBI's taxonomy places the organism in Eukaryota, Metazoa, Chordata, Actinopteri, Cypriniformes, Cyprinidae.